Lagopus muta (rock ptarmigan) is the source of this 2072-nucleotide messenger RNA. Its product is annotated as cytochrome P450 2J2-like. Gene Ontology annotation, biological process: xenobiotic metabolic process. The coding region runs from base 138 to 1616 and encodes 492 amino acids. The transcript has 10 exons. Gene Ontology annotation, cellular component: cytoplasm; intracellular membrane-bounded organelle. Lineage: Eukaryota; Metazoa; Chordata; Aves; Galliformes; Phasianidae. The record is from RefSeq and is a predicted model, not a curated record. Gene Ontology annotation, molecular function: iron ion binding; heme binding; oxidoreductase activity, acting on paired donors, with incorporation or reduction of molecular oxygen, reduced flavin or flavoprotein as one donor, and incorporation of one atom of oxygen.
UCGGGCCGUGAGUCGGAGGCGCUGUGGGAGCUCCGUGCAGCCUUAUCUCGCGUCCGUCGUGGCCCGGCUCCGUGUGCGGCUGUGCGCGGCGGGGAGGCGGCGGCCGCGAGCGGGGACCGUGAGGCUGCGGCCGCACCAUGCUGCGCUUCCUGUGGGACAGCGUCUCCCUGCAGAUGCUCUUGGUUUUCCUCUUGGUCUUCCUGCUGGUCGCUGACUACAUGAAGAGGAGAAAGCCCAAGGACUUCCCUCCCGGUCCUUUUUCCUUCCCUUUCCUGGGAAACGUGGAAUUUCUGAUGGUUAUCAAUGACCCCAUUGGCAUAGUGCAAAAGCUUACUGAAAAACAUGGAGAUGUCUUCAGCAUGCAAAUAGGCAGCCAGUCAUUUGUGAUUGUAAAUGGGCUGCCACUGGUCAAGGAAACCCUUGUGAGCCAGGGAGAGAACUUCAUGGAUCGCCCAGAAAUUCCUAUCAACACAGAUGUCUUUGGCAAUUUGGGGCUGGUCUUCUCCAAUGGGCACCUGUGGAAGCAGCAGAGAAGGUUCACCUUGACCACCCUCCGAAACUUUGGCCUGGGGAAGAGGAGCCUGGAGGAGCGGAUCCAGGAGGAGUGCCGGUUCCUCACGGAUGCGUUCAGGGAUGAGCAGGGAAAUCCUUUCAAUCCUCACCUUAAAAUCAACUGUGCUGUUUCAAACAUCAUCUGCUCCGUCACCUUUGGCAAUCGGUUUGAAUACCAUGAUGAGGACUUCCAAAGCUUGCUGCGGAUGAUAAAUGAGACUGUUACCCUCCAAGGGAAGAUAAUGAGCCAGCUGUACAAUGCUUUCCCUUUCAUCAUGAAGUACCUCCCUGGAUCCCACCAAACUGUUUUCAAAAACUGGAAGUUAAUGAAAAAUUUUGUGUGCAAUGUGAUCAGCAAACACAAGGAAGACCUGAACCCCUCAGAGAGCCGAGACUUCAUCGACAGCUACCUGCAGGAGAUGGCCAAGCCCAAUGGCAGUGACUUCUGUGAGGAUAACCUGGUGGCAUGUACUCUUGACCUACUGUUUGCUGGGAGUGAGACCACCUCCACCACCAUCCGCUGGGCCCUGCUGUAUAUGGCCGUGUAUCCAGAAAUUCAAGCCCGUGUGCAAGCCGAGAUUGAUGCUGUCAUUGGGCAGACACGACAGCCAGCCCUGGAGGACAGGAACAACAUGCCCUAUACCAACGCUGUCAUCCAUGAAGUGCAGAGGAAAAGCAACAUCAUCCCUUUGAAUGUCCCAAGACAGACAGUGAAGGACACAGUCCUGGCUGGCUUCCGGGUGCCCAAGGGCACUAUUAUGAUUGCAAAUAUAUCCUCUGUGAUGUUUGACAAGAAGGAAUGGGAAACCCCUCACAGUUUUAACCCUGGGCAUUUCCUGAAGGACGGUCAGUUCUGGAAAAGGGAGGCUUUUAUGCCAUUUUCUAUAGGGAAGCGCGCCUGCCUGGGUGAGCUGCUGGCCCGCGCCGAGCUCUUCCUCUUCUUCACGGCUCUGCUCCAGAAAUUCACCUUCCAGGCUCCCCCAGACACCAUCCUCGACCUCAGAUGCAUUCUGGGCAUCACCUUGGCCCCACGUCCCUAUAAGAUCUGUGCAGUGCCUCGAUAGGAAGCAGAGCCACUGCUCUUGGAGAAGGAACAUCUCAGCUUUGGCACAGAUGCACAAACUGAGUUUUCAUCAGCCACCAUGUGCCAUGGUAACAACCUCCUCACGUGUUCUGUUUCUUUCUAAGUAAUUGCGGAAUAAUUUCUUUUUACAAGCAGAUCUUGCAGGCUGUGUCAGAUGAGAAGGCCUAUCAGCACUUGAUGGGCUGGGGCACUGGGGCAAUGCCAGUGAAUGAGGAGCUCAGGACGUUUUUAAUUCCAUGCUGGAUGGCCAUGCAUCACAGCUGUGGAUCAGUACUGGUAGAGAGCAACACCUGAGCUCAUCUCACUACACUGGUAAAAGCAGUAAUUGCAAACAGUUCCUACUUUGAACUUAGGAAAGCAAUUUGUCAAAAGAAAAAUACCACAGUGCCCUGUGAUCUCUCUCUCUCAUGAGCAUUAAUAAAUCCCAAUUGAAGCA